GGGAGGCGGCGGCGGCGGCCCCGGGAGCUGCCGAUCGGCGCCGGGACAAAGGCGCGGCCGCCCGGCGCCCCGAGCCGCCCGAGCCGGGGCGCACAGCCGGGGCGCAGCGCGCGCCCCCCGCCGCGACUGACAUGAUGUUUCCACAAAGCAGGCAUUCGGGCUCGUCGCACCUACCCCAGCAACUCAAAUUCACCACCUCGGACUCCUGUGACCGCAUCAAAGACGAGUUUCAGCUGCUACAGGCCCAGUACCACAGCCUGAAGCUCGAAUGUGACAAGCUGGCCAGUGAGAAGUCAGAGAUGCAGCGUCACUACGUGAUGUACUACGAGAUGUCCUACGGCUUGAACAUCGAGAUGCACAAACAGGCCGAGAUCGUCAAGAGGCUGAAUGGGAUCUGUGCCCAGGUCUUGCCUUACCUUUCCCAAGAGCACCAGCAGCAGGUCUUGGGAGCCAUCGAGAGAGCUAAGCAGGUGACUGCUCCUGAGCUGAACUCCAUCAUCCGACAGCAGCUUCAAGCCCAUCAGCUGUCCCAGCUGCAGGCCCUGGCUCUGCCCCUGACCCCGCUGCCCGUGGGGCUGCAGCCACCCUCGCUGCCAGCCGUCAACACAAGCACCGGCCUCCUGUCCCUGUCUGCUCUGGGGUCCCAGGCCCACCUCUCCAAGGAAGACAAGAACGGGCACGAUGGUGACGCCCACCAGGAGGAUGAUGGGGAGAAGUCGGAUUAGUGGGUGGCCAGGAAGUGGGGGGACAAGGGGGGGGAGACAGACAGAUCCACAGAGAGAGGGAAAGCUCAGCCCAUGAAAGUCAAGCUGGGGAUUGGCUACUUCCCGUAGUAUUUAUGGCAGCCGCCGGCUGGACCCCUGGCCCUGCUCGUGCACCACCCCCGAGCUUUGCCCCUGCCUCCCCCCUGCUACUGUCCCCCCAAUUCCCAGCCUCCCUCCUCCUCCUCCCCUACAGCCUGCCCCACCUGCUUACUCCACAGGUGAGGCAAACAGGAGGCCAGGCCGGAAGGGAGCAAAACUUCAAGAAGCCCCGACACCCCCCUGCACCCCCCGUUUCACACACACGAGUCCCUGACAGUCUGCCCGCCGGGCCCCCCUCCCUGGCACCGCAUGCAAACAACGCUAGCUGCCCCCCUUCCCGGCCCUGGGCACCCACCUCCGCCCCCUGCCCCAUCUGCCCACUCAUCACUUCUGCAAGUUCCAGACGCUCUCCACCCACCCGGUCCUCUCCCCCCACCCACCAGAGGGGGACACAGGGAAGCAAGCUUAGCUGGGACAGGCGGGGUGGGGGUGGGCGGCCCAGGGUCUCCACCCCCCCUCUCCCCCUUCCCAAAUAAAGAUGAGGGUACUAAAGUUGCGUUGGUUUGGAUUAAUUUUUUUUUUCUCUUUCCAGUAUACUAGCUUGUCAUUUAAGAGAGGGGAUAUUAAAAAAAAGAAAGAAAAAGGUUUAAAAAAAAAAAAAUUCAACACCCCCACCUGUGUCUGUAUUUAGCUUUUUAGACUGUCAGCUCUUUUUGUGUUCAGUUGUUUGAUCUCCGCGGAGAGAAGUGAAAAUGCUGUAUUGAGGGUGGGCUUAGCUGUGCCUUUCAAAUAAAGAUGUGAGAAGGUU
Choloepus didactylus (southern two-toed sloth) is the source of this 1611-nucleotide messenger RNA. It is a transcript of the gene TLE5, whose product is annotated as TLE family member 5, transcriptional modulator. Gene Ontology annotation, cellular component: transcription regulator complex; nucleus. The record is from RefSeq and is a predicted model, not a curated record. Bases 132 to 725 code for a protein of 197 amino acids. Gene Ontology annotation, biological process: negative regulation of canonical Wnt signaling pathway; regulation of DNA-templated transcription. Lineage: Eukaryota; Metazoa; Chordata; Mammalia; Pilosa; Megalonychidae. The transcript has 7 exons. Gene Ontology annotation, molecular function: protein binding; transcription corepressor activity.